UGUACUAGUCGCUGCGGCUGCCCUCUGGUACUGCUGCCCUAUGGUACUGCUGCCUUCGCACUUACGUGUGUACUGUAUUGGAGAGCCGACGGUGUCCUGUACAUCAGCAUUACACUUGUUAUAUCCUGACACCGGGCACCGGGCUGUCUGCUAACCACAGCAUCUCUGUCUAUACGGCAGCAGCGGACAGUCACAGCGGGGCACAUGGCGCUGUCAGGCCAAGGGGAUAAUAACCACAAGGAGGAAAUGCCCUAUCGCCGCCAUCACGUCGUGCCAGGCUCUCCAGCCCAGCCUUCUGCAGCAGAGACCCAUGAUGAGCGGUCAAGGCUGCAUGACGUUAUGAAGAAGGUGUGGAAUCAAGUACACCAAUGCCUGGUUCUAGCUGUGGCAGUUCCGUUUGCUAUGUGGAAACACUUCAAAGCCCUGAUUUCCGUGUGGUGUAGUAUCUCAUGCCAAGGACAAUCUAGAAAUAAAAGAAACCUGAGCGUGAAUGCGGAAGUCAGUGUGUUGUCUUAUUGUUCAACAAAGUGGAAAGGGGAAGCCCUUUGUGUCAUGGAAAUAAGGAAGGCAUAUGAAGAUAUUUUCUGGAAACAUCAUAUCAAAACUCUACAGCAUGUAAAAGAAGACAAUUACUGCGUUCUCAGAGCUGUUCUGUUCCAAGUUUUUAGCCAAGGAAUUCCUUUCCCUGGAUGGAUGAAAGAGAAAGACAUCCUAAAGCUCCCUGAAAUGCUUCUGUAUGCUCAAGGAUGUAAUUGGAUACAGCAAUUCAGCUUCGGACCUGAGAAGUAUUCUGGUCCAAAAGUCUAUGCGAAAUUACGCAGCUGUGUAGAAUUGUUCAAGAAACAGUGGGCAGCGUUUUACAGUUGUAAGGACCGGGGAGAAAGAAACCGGAUGUGCAAGCUGGUGUUUUCUGAUGACGCCAAGGAGAAUAAACUGUAUGAAGCUUUGAAAUUCAUCAUGUUGUACUUGGUAAUAGAAGCAUAUGAGAAUAGGAACACUGACCAACAUUUUACACGCUUCUUCCACUUUCUGUUUUCACGAGACACAUCAGCAGAUCCUCUGAGCUACAUGAUGAACCAUUUGAAUUCAGUGGGCGAUACUGUGGGUGUGGAGCAGGUUGAAAUGUGCUUGGUGGGCUAUGCUCUUGAACUUAGGAUAAAAGUGUUCCAGUUGAGUAAAAUGAAUACUGAAGACUUUGAAAGGAUUUAUCCUGAGGAUUACAAACGAGACUGGCAUGAAAUUAUCUUAAUGACUGAUGACAAUCGACACUAUAACAUACCAAUCAUAUCCAAAUAAUUCAUUUAUCACAGAGGGCUAGAUGCAUCAUCGCUUUGAGAGUGAUAAAAUGGAGAAAGAAAAAGUGCCAACCAAUCAGGGCCUAACUGCCAUGUCACAGGCUGUGUUUGAAAAAUGACAGUUAGGAGGUGAUUGGCUGGCACUUUUUCACUGUCCAUUUUAUCAAUUUCCAAGCAAUGAUGCAUCUGGCCCAAAGUCUCCAAAGAUUCAUUUUUUAUUUAAUUUUAUUUAUGUUAUAGACUAUUGGGAAAAGGUUAACUUAUUUUAGUUGACUUGCCUUAGAAUGUCCAUAAUGCAGAAUUUACUCAAAAAGUGCACUAUGAUUUGUUGGAAUGCCAAAUCAAAGAUGGGUCAUAAAAAAAUUGCAAAUCACAGGACUCUGUAUCUGGACAGGCAUAUUUGCAGUACAUAAAGUAAUGCAUGUAAAUAGAGCAUACAAUGUAAAUAAUAUUUUAAGACUUUAGUGGAGUAGGCUUGUGUCAGAGGAUUUAUACUAUUAAGUGUUAAAAAAAAAAACUUGGAAAAUAAUUUAAUAGCCCUAAACUAGAGCAUUUGUUUGGUGGAACUGUACUAAUGAAAACAUUAUACAGGUUGAGUAUCCCUAUCCAAAAUUCAAAAUCCCACAUUUUUGGGUCCCCUACUGAGAUAAUGACACACAAAUAUAUGAUAGAUAUAUAUAUAUAUAUAUAUAUAUAUAUAUAUAUAUAUAUACACACACAGUGGUGGCCAAAAUUGUGGACACUUUUUGAAAUUUUAAUGUUUUUCAACUUCAAAUGCUUCUAAAAACUGUUACACUACAUGCAGUGCAAUGAUUCAUAUCAAAUGUAAGGGAAUGCAAUGCUGAAUUCAACACAAUUAACAAAGGUCAAAUAUUUGCAUUACAGGGGAAGUUAUGCAGUGAAAACAACACUUAGGGUGAAAAUCCCUAUGUACUUAUGAUGUCACUGUCCUACCAGUAUUUCAAGACAGCAGCACAGCGAUGUGGCAUUAAGCCAACCAAUGUUUGGAGCUGUUCCUUCUUUAUUAUGUGGUGCCAUGAGACAAUUAUAGCCUCAAUUAAUUCUCUUUUAUUGGACAGAUGCCUCAGAUGUACCAGUUUUUUCAAACGGAACCACAAAUGUUCUAUGGGGUUCAGGUCUGAGCGGUUUCCUGGCCAUCCCAGCACCUGUAGGUCAUUCUCCGUGAACCACUGUUUGCACAUCCAUGCAGUGUGACACGGAGCUGAAUCCUGCUGGGGAAAAAAUGGGGCAUUAUCUGGAAAAAGAUCCCUGAUAGAAGGUAGAAGUUUUCAUUGUUGGAUGGAUUCAAUGUACUUUCUGCUGUUCAGUGUGCCAUCUAUGACAUAAAGCAGCCUACAGCAUCUGCUGUCAUAAAUGCCCAGAUCAUAUCACUUGUAGGAUAUUUAGUUGUCGUUUGAAUGCAAUCUGGAUGUACCUCUUCCCCCAUGCGACGUCUCACAUAUUUUCUCCCAUCACUACCAAAUAGCGAUAUCUUAGUUUCGUCACUCCAUAUCACUUGUUUCCACUGACCUUCUGUCCAUGCAAUGUGUUCUUUUGCCCACUGUAUUCGUUUCUGCCGCUGCUUUCUAUUCAGGAAUUGCCUUUUUCGGGGAAUACUACCUCCGUUAGUCUUCUCCGACCCAUUCUGGUACUGACAAAAACACCAGUUGCACUCAGUUCACUGCUAAUGGCCGCAGAUGACAUCAAUCUGUUCCUGACGCAAAUUAGUUUUAUUCCAUCAUCAACAGCUGUUGUGCACUUUUUCCGGGCUUUUCCUUCUUUGUUUUGUAUAGAUUGUGUUUUCUGAUAGCGUAUACAAAACUUUCGUACUCCUGAUGUUGUCACAUUCCCACCAACUUCUCUCGCAAUUGCUGCAUACAAAAGACCAUUUUCACGUGACACCACAAUCCUGGAUCUCUUCCUGGGUGACCAGUCACCACUUUGCAUGAACAACAUUGUUGUAUUUAUUUUUUACACUGUCAAUAGCACUAAACAAUACACACAAACAUCCAACCAUAAUUGCACUUCAGUAACCAACUUUAUUCUGCGAAAUGAAACAGCCAAACUGACCUUUCCCGCCUUUGAACAUGACCUUGCACCUGCUCAUAAACGUAUAUACAAAAGGGGCAGAAGAAACUCUCUUUUUCUGGGGGCACUCUUACAGUUAUAAAAUGUAACUUUUAUUACUGUACUUUAAAAACAAUGGGGGUAAUUCCAAGUUGAUCGCAGCAGGAAAUUUUUUAGCAGUUAGCCAAAACCAUGUGCAGUGCAGGGGGGGGCAGAUUUAACAUGUGCAGAGAGAGUUAGAUUUGGGUGUGGUGUGUUCAAUCUGCAAUCUAAAUUGCAGUGUAAAAAUAAAGCAGCCAGUAUUUACCCUGCACAGAAACAAAAUAACCCACCCAAAUAUAACUCUCUCUGCAAAUGUUAUAUCUGCCCCCCCUGCAGUGCACAUGGUUUUGCCCAAUUGCUAACAAAAUUCCUGCUGCGAUCAACUUGGAAUUACCCCCUAUGAGUAUUGUGAAACUGUUGCUGUAGUGUUGCAUAUUCAGAUGCACAAUUGCUCACUUUUGAGGCCAUACUCUGACAGAUUUCGCACAUCAUGGGGCUGGUGCAAGUUUGGAUGUUGCGAAUGAUGGUCUAAAGAUGGACCAAGCAGUAUUUCAUGGAAAUGUACAGUCUUAUGGGGGUAAUUCUGAGUUGAUCGCAGCAGCUAGUUUGUUAGCAGUUGGGCAAAACCAUGUGCACU
This is a messenger RNA of Pseudophryne corroboree (corroboree frog), 4041 nucleotides long. It is a transcript of the gene OTULINL, whose product is annotated as OTU deubiquitinase with linear linkage specificity like. Bases 205 to 1296 code for a protein of 363 amino acids. The transcript is spliced from 8 exons. NCBI's taxonomy places the organism in Eukaryota, Metazoa, Chordata, Amphibia, Anura, Myobatrachidae. The record is from RefSeq and is a predicted model, not a curated record.